Messenger RNA from Oryza sativa Japonica Group (Japanese rice), 4534 nucleotides. RefSeq names its product pentatricopeptide repeat-containing protein At4g20090. Lineage: Eukaryota; Viridiplantae; Streptophyta; Magnoliopsida; Poales; Poaceae. Gene Ontology annotation, molecular function: mRNA binding; protein binding. The record is from RefSeq and is a predicted model, not a curated record.
CGCCAUGCUUCUCCUAUGCCCCCUCCUCUCCCCCUCCGCCGCCGCCUCCUCCCCGACCCACCCCUCCCCGCCGCCGCCCGCCUCUCCCGCUCCGAACCCUUUGUCUCCUCCUCCUCCGAUGACGACGACGACGACUCCCCCCUCUCCGCAGAUCUCUUCCCGCGCGCCGGCGCGCCCACCCUCCUCACCGUCGCGCGGGGGCUCGCCGCCGCCGACGACCCGGUCCCCUCCGCGUCCACCGUGCUCGCCUUCCUCCGCCGCCUUCCCCACGACGCCUCGCCGCACCUCUUCCCCCACCUCGUCGCCGCCCUCUCCCGCUCCCGGGGGGGCGGGGGCGGGGGCGGGGGCCCCCUCCUCGCGCUCCGCCUCUUCCUCGCCCCGCUCCACCCGGCCGCCGUCACCCACCACUCCUUCAACUCCGCGCUCCUCCGCUUCCCGCUCCCGCCGCACCUCCUCCCGCCCUUCUUCUCCCGCUCCCUCCGACGCUUCCCCGGCCGCCUCGCGCCCACGCUGCUCUCCUUCAACCUCCUCCUCAAGUGCGUCUGCUCCUCUCUCGUCCCGAGGGAUCCCGGCCGCUACCUCGACGUCGCGCUGCGGAUCCUCCACGAGAUCAUCCCGGGGUGGGAUCUCGCGCCGGAUAAGUUCACCUACUCGACGGUGGUGUCCGCGCUCGCCGAUGCGGGCCGGGUGGAUGACGCGGUGGCGCUGGUGCACGAGAUGGUGGCGGAUGGGGUGGUUGCGGCCGAGGCGUUUAACCCCGUUCUGAGGGCGAUGCUGCGCGCCGGGGAUGUCAAGGGAGCAGCCAAGCUGUUUGGGUUUAUGCAGCUGAAGGGGUGCGUGCCGACCACCGCGACAUACAAUGUGCUGGUGCAUGGUCUGCUGGUGUGCGGGAGGGCCGGGGCGGCAAUGGGGGUGAUGAGAAGGAUGGAGAGGGAGGGGGUGGUGCCAGGGGUGAUGACGUACGGGGCAGUGGUGGAUGGACUGGUGAGAUGCGGGAGAGUGAAGGAUGCGUGGAAGGUCGCGGAGGAGAUGGAGAGGAACGGUCUUGCAUGGAAUGAAUUUGUGUACUCAACUGUCAUAACAGGAUUUUGCAAGUCUGGGGAAAUUGACUGUGCGUUGAAGGUGUGGGAGGCGAUGGUGGCAAGUCCGGUAAGGCCAAAUGUUGUUUUAUAUUCAGCAAUGAUUGGUGGCCUUGCCAAUUUUGGGAAGAUGACGGAGGCUGAAUUGUUAUUUCGAGAGAUGAUUCAUUCAAAAUGUGCGCCAAAUAUCAUUACUUAUGGGUCGAUUAUUCAAGGAUAUUUCAAAAUUGGAGAUACGUCUCGGGCUCUUUCUGUCUGGGAGGAGAUGAUAGGGGCUGGGUGCGUGCCAAAUGCUGUUAGUUACAGCAUAUUGAUCAAUGGACUCUGCAAUGUAGGGAGAUUGAAGGAUGCUAUGAUGGUCUGGAAGCACAUGCUUGACCGUGGCUGUGCACCUGACACAAUUGCUUAUACUUCAAUGAUCAAGGGCUUAUGUGUUUCCGGAAUGGUGGAUGGUGGUCUUCGAUUAUUUUAUGACAUGCUGGCAAGUGGUCAUGCUGAUCCAGAUGUCAUCAGUUAUAAUGUCCUGCUGGAUGGGCUGCUCCUGGCCAAGGACCUCCCACGGGCAAUGGACUUGCUGAACAGGAUGCUUGACCAGGGGUGUGAUCCAGACACGGUGACAUGCAAUAUUUUCUUGAGGGAGUUUGGAGCUGGAGAGAGGAAGGGGAGGGAGUUCUUGGAAGGCCUGGUUGUGAGGCUAUGCGACAGAAGAAGGAAUAUGGCAGCUGGAGAGGUUUUAAUGGUAAUGCUGGCUAAGUACAUUGUGCCAGAGGCUCCCAUUUGGGAGAUGGUGGUCAGAGAUGUUUGUCGGAGGAAGAGGGUUUGGAGAGUGAUUGACAAAUGUUGGGAUGAGAUUUGGGGGCCUUGAUGAUUUCUUCCUUUAUGAUUUUUCAUUCUUGAUACCAAAGGAGCAUGGAGCUCACAUACUGGAGGUUCUUGACACUCCAUUUGUUGAGUUGCACUUUGGCAGUAUGGGUUUUAUCAUAUUCUGGAUUUCAUCCUACAAUUACUACAUUCCAAAGAAAGACAUGUGGGUGCUUCAGUUGCAUUGCCCUGGAUUCCAUCUUGCUGAUGGUCGAAAAUCAUACAAGUGAAGUGUUUUUAGAGCUUGCUGUUUUACCUAUUUGAAAUUCUGAAAGGUUUUAUCCCUUAGUUACUUAUGUAAUUCCUAUCAAUGGUAAAUUUCUUACUCAUGGUUUACAGGAUUUUACAUUGGACUGGUUGCAGACAGUGACUCAGUGAGCCAGUGAUGCGAGGAGCAUUCCUGAACCUUCUAGUUGCUCUUUUUGCCUUGGAACGUGACAAUGUGUCAGAACCUGAAAUAUAUAACUGAAUUUCUUAGUUCAUAGUACUAUAAAAGAACUACACCUUGUGCUUUGUAUGGCCAAUUCAUUAUGACAGCAUUUUAGGAGUAUAGCUAUGGCUUCUCCAGCAUUCUUGGUUUCAGAGAUAACUAUACAGUGUCUCUUUUUCAUUGACAUGGGUCUUCAUACAUUUGUUUUUGGAUACCAGAGACAUGGGUCUUCAUGAUCAGAUCCUCAUAUUUUUACUUAAUAUUUCAAAAUGUUAGUGGAAGAACUGCUCAUGUGCAAGAAUUAUUCUGAAUAUCUAUAUGGAUGUAACUAGUUAUUGUAAGAUGUAAGUACUUACCUGAGGAAUAGUGUUAUUGGAGAUAAAUUGUUCAUUAUUACAGAUCCUAGCUGCAAUAUAGAUUUCGCACGGAAACACAGUGUGGUACAAAGAUUUAUUUUGUAUGCUUCAGUACUUCCUAAAUAUCAAAUGAUUUUGGAUUGCAGUGAUUUCGAACUUGCUUGCCUCUGUUAUUUGUUUCGUUGUUAACAACAUGCUUGAAAUUUGUUUUGUGGUUCUUAUAAUAUUCCCAAUAUAUUGAAAUUUGUGCUACCCUGACAUGCCCUUUUGUGGUAAUUCAUCAACUUUUUACAGAGAAUUCUCAUCUUUAAAUAAGAGGAUAAUUUCUGUUUGUGAAACUUUUUGCAUCCAUAGAUUAUUAAUUUCUGCUUGAUAUAUAUGAGAACAGCAUCAGAUAAAACAACAAAGUCGGUAGUAUCUGCUGAAUUUUGAUAUCUGAAGUAGAUCAAAUUUAUCUACUGCUGUAUUGCGUGCUUGCCUAGAUUAGUUUAAAGCACCAUUUGGUGCGUGCAGAUCUCUAUUCUCGCUAAUCGCUAUCUUUCAUUGCUUUAGCAGAACAUUUAUUUUACUAUAAAUAGGCUGCUCUGGCAGUUUUGCAUAUAUGCUAGAAUUACCAAGACAUUGCUGUGAUCCAGUACUAGUUCUAACAUACUACUUAAUUAGAGCCUGAUCCUUCUGCAUCACUAGCCUUCAUUGAGAAAUCAUCUUUUGUGCUAUGCCAAACUAUUGACCGUUAAUGAGAUUGUAGUUUCUUGUUUUCACAUAGUAGAUAUUCUUUCUGAAAACUUGAAAAUGUACCAAUUAUUUAUAGGUAUUUAUUGAGUUGUUUGUGCAGGGUGAAAAUAACAUGAACUGCUUUAUUGUGUGUAUAUGAUUCUUUCCUUUAAUCAUGUGCUCGUGAUUUGAUGUGGUCGACACUGAUUGUAGAAUGGCUCAAAAAGAUGGCCUGAGCGAUCUUAGAAAUUUGUCUCCUCAUGUUCUUGUGAGAGGCAGUUUUCCUUCUGUGCAAAACAUGAUUGCUUCAUAUUUCCAACACGCUGCUCUGUCUUUGCAGGCCAUACUUAACAUGUGUGACAAUAUUGGCGGUACCUUAAUCGACAUGAAUGGACCUCUGCCUAUGGCAUACUAAAUGAUCAUGGUGGCACUGCACAUAAUGAACUGCCACGGUUUGCCUUCAGCGGCGUCGUCUACUCAUCUGUGUGCUUCUUGUGAGUUGUGAAGCAUCCAUCCUGACAUUGCGCCAUAUUUCGCAUUGUGGUUAUUAGUAAUAUAGAAGAAAAAAGGGGUCGCAGCUCGUGCAUACAGCAUUCGGAGGAGCAAGGUUAAACCGUUCGAUGGAAUCAUCAUGGAAAUUACCAGCUUUCUGUAUCAUCAUGGAAAUUACCAGCUUUCUGAAUAAGCAGAACAUGAAGUCUACAGUUGUACGGUGUACUUCAUAAAGUCAGAAGCUGCGUAUCGUUUGUUAGGUACAGUGCCAUGUCGAGGCAUUUACUAAGAAGUGGCCCAGGUCAACACUGAUGAGAGCUUUCUUGAAAAGUGGAAACGCGAUGGUUACUCCUUGGCCAAAGGACCGUUCUUCCAUUUCCAUCACAAGAACGGCGCCAACCAUGGAGAUUUAGCUCUCGAGUCAUGUGGACUGCCGUCCAUUUUACAAUGGACGGCGAGCCCUUCGUCGAUGCCUUCUGUGGUCUGAAAUACUUCAUGCCCUGUCAGGUUCCCCAAAUUAUCUGAAUUUUGGCUGUGUACGAUCCGUUUUGGAUGUAGAGACCGGUUUAACCCAUUUCUUUAAAAAAACUGAAUUUUGAUUA